This is a messenger RNA of Paramecium sonneborni, 489 nucleotides long. NCBI's taxonomy places the organism in Eukaryota, Ciliophora, Oligohymenophorea, Peniculida, Parameciidae. The record is from the annotation of a GenBank genome assembly.
ACCUGAAAGAAGGAAUUUCCCAUAUAAAAUAAAGAUUAUACACAUAUUGAGAAAACUAUUGAAGGCUUUAUUAUUUAACCAUCUACCAAAUAAUUUAUUGAAUCUUUCUAUAUGAAAGAUGUCGUACCUAAAUAAACACUUAAAUAUUUAGAUAGAAUUAAAGCCAAACGAUAUUUGGAUGAUGAAAGAAUAGAUAGUAUUUAUGCUACCAAUCUUAUUCAUGUUUUUAUUGAUUCUAUUUAUGAAUAAGCAUAAAAAGAUGUUGAUAUAUUGGAUAGAUUACAUGAUUGUAUUACUUCUCCUUGUGGUGGUUUCUUAAUUGUUAAAUUACAUCAUCUACUCAAAUAAGAGGAUCUAUCUCCUAGAAAUAUUAUAGAAGAUUUAACUCAACUUAUUGAUAAACUCAAAGAAUUACUCAAGGGAUAUAAAAGAUCUGUUCCUUUACCUAUCAAUCCUGAAGAAUACAUACCAGAAUUAAAGAUGGAAUGA